Molecule: messenger RNA, 972 nt
Organism: Funneliformis geosporum
Lineage: Eukaryota; Fungi; Glomeromycota; Glomeromycetes; Glomerales; Glomeraceae
Source: the annotation of a GenBank genome assembly
AUGUCUGAAAAACGGUUGAAACUCGCGGCCCAAGGACUACGCAAAACUGCUAUAAGUCUACAAGCUGCAGUUGUAAGCCUUCUACAAGCUGCAGAAGCUCUUACCGCUGAGACUGACGAAGGCUUGGUAGAUAAUAACCCGUUAGACGUUAAUCUUCAGGAACUCUUGAAAGGUAAUAUUAAUGGGGCUCUUAGUAAAUUGUUUGCUGAUGCUCUCAAUAACGAAGGCGAAACGCUAGACAAAGAUCAAAAGGCUCAACAAAAUGACAAACAGCCAGCAAAUGGUGUCAAGAGAUCUACACGUAAACCAAGACCGCCUCGUGACCCUAACGCACCUACGAAACCUCAGAACGCUUUCAUAUUGUUUCAAAAAGACGUUGCGAAUUCGGUAAAGGCGGAAAAUCAAGGUAAACCUUGGUCCGAAAUAGUGCAUCUGAUAAGUACCCGUUGGAAGGCUUUACCAAGAGACGAGAAAGAAGUAUAUGAACAUCAAUAUGAAGCAGCUAAACAACGCUUUGAAGUCGAAUAUAAAGCUUAUUUGGAAACUAAAGAUCAAGAAGCUGCUUCAUCGACAGCUGAUGUUAAUGGACAUGAAGAAAGUAAUAAUAAUUCGUCUAGUUCUACUACGCCAAACACGACGACAUCUACACCCCCUAGUAGUGAUGAUGAUGAAGCUAACCUUCAAACAAAAACUCGCUCAUCACAUUCUAAAUCGAAAUCAAUUGUACCUAUUAAAGAUGAUGCCCAUGAAGUGGAAGAAAAUGAAAAAUCUACUAAAAAAUCAAAGAAAAGAACCUCAAACGAUGAAGAACAUAAAAAAAUCAAGAAACACUUACGGGAUGAAAAGAGCAAAGAUGAUUUUGACGUAGGCGAAGAUGUGAAAUCUGAAAGAGAAGAUGGAAUUGGUGAAGAAUUCGAAUCAUCAUCUAAAAUGAAACAUAAGAAAAGGAGCAGAAAAACCAAGAAAUAUUAG